GGCUCGCUGAGUCGAGCUCGAAGGAGGCGCCGCGCGGUUUGACCCUGUCCGCGCUCCGUACCGCCCGCUGAGCCGGCGGCGGGAACAUGGCCGCCGCCACUGCGACCCCACUAGUAACGGAGAAAGUUUUCCAACAAUCCGGCCUGUGUUAGUUCCUCGCCCGCUCCGGGCCCAGCCCCCGCCCUCUGCGGCGCAGGCCCCACUGGGGGCCCUCCUCCUUACGUCCCCCGAACGCCGAGACGUCCAGGCCCCGGUGAGAGGAGGAGACCGGCGCAGGCAGAGCCAGGUCUCCAAAAAAUAAGAUUUCUUCUGAGGAGAUGGCGAAGUAGGAGCUUGCAGAUUCUCUGGAUUUCCUGGAUGCAGUGCAAACAGUUUUUACAGUGUGGAGAAAAGAGCCUUAAUUGCCAGUUUACAUGUGCAGAUCACUGCGUUACUGUAUUAGUCAUUGUCUGUAUAUGGCAAUGACAAGACUGGAAGAAGUAAACAGAGAAGUGAACAUGCAUUCUUCAGUUCGAUAUCUUGGCUACUUAGCCAGAAUCAAUUUAUUGGUAGCAAUAUGCCUAGGUCUUUACGUAAGAUGGGAAAAGACAGCAGAUUCCCUAAUUCUGGUCAUCUUUAUACUUGGCCUUUUUGUUCUUGGGAUUGCCAGCAUUCUCUAUUAUUAUUUUUCAAUGGAAGCAGCAAGUUUAAGCCUCUCCAACCUUUGGUUUGGAUUCUUGCUUGGUCUCCUCUGUUUCCUAGAUAAUACACCUUUUAAAAAAGAUGUAAAGGAAGAAGUGACUAAGUAUUUGCUCCUGACUUCCAUAGUAUUGAGGAUAUUAUGUGCUUUGGUGGAGAGAAUUUGUGGUUGUGUCCGUCACCGGCCCACUUUACUGACAACGGUUGAAUUCCUCGAGCUGGUUGGAUUUGCCAUUGCUAGUACCACUAUGCUGGUGGAAAAGUCUAUGAGUGUCAUCUUGCUUGUUGUAGGUUUGGCAAUGCUGAUUAUCGACCUAAGAAUGAAGUCAUUCCUAGCAAUUCCAAAUUUGGUGAUUUUUGGCAUCUUACUGUUUUUUUCUUCAUUGGAAACACCUCAGAAUCCAAUUGCUUUUGCAUGUUUUUUUAUCUGUCUAAUUACAGAUCCCUUCCUUGACAUCUAUUUUAGUGGACUUUCAGUUACUGAAAGGUGGAAACCAUACUUGUAUCGUGGAAGAAUUUGUAGAAGAUUUUCUGUCAUUUCCAUUGGCUUGAUUGAACUUACUUUUUUUAUUCUUUCGGCAUUUAAGCUUGGGAACCCUUAUCUCUGGUACUUUGUAAUACCAGGGUUUUCCAUUUUUGGAAUUUUCUGGAUGAUUUGCCAUGUUAUUUUUCUUAUAACUCUUUGGGGGUUCCAUACCAAAUUAAAUGACUGUCAUAAAGUCUAUUGCACUCACAGGGCAGAUAAUAAUAGCCUCGAUAGAGUAAUGGCAUCUAAAGGGAUGCGGCAUUUUUGCUUAAUUUCAGAGCAACUAGUUUUCUUUAGUCUUCUUGCAACAGCAAUUUUGGGUGCAGUAUCUUGGCAGCCAACAAAUGGAAUCUUCUUGAGCAUGUUUCUUAUCGUUUUACCAUUGGAAUCUAUGGCUCAUGGGCUCUUCCAUGAACUGGGUAAUUGUUUAGGAGGAACAUGUGUUGGAUAUGCUGUUGUGAUUCCCACCAACUUCUGCAGUCCUGAUGGUCAGCCAACACUUCUUCCACCAGAUCAUGUUCAGGAACUGAACUUGAGGUCUACUGGCAUGCUCAAUGCCAUUCAGCGAUUUUUUGCCUAUCACAUGAUUGAAACAUAUGGCUGUGAUUAUUCCACGAGUGGAUUUUCUUUAGAUACUCUACAUUCCAAGCUCAAAGCUUUCCUUGAACUUCGGACUACAGAUGGACCCAGACAUGACACUUAUGUUUUGUAUUACAGUGGUCACACUCAUGGUACUGGAGAAUGGGCUCUGUCAGGUGGAGACAUAUUACGGCUUGACACACUUUUGGAAUGGUGGAGAGAAAAGAAUGGUUCUUUCUGUUCCCGUCUUAUUAUUGUACUAGAUAAUGAGAACUCAAUACCAUGGGUUAAAGAAGUGAGAAAAAUUAAUGAUCAAUAUAUUGCAGUGCAGGGAGCUGAGAUGACCAAGGUGGUGGACCUUGAAGAAGGUGACCCUGCACAGCUUGGUGACUUUACAAGAGACUGGGUAGAAUAUAACUGUAAUGCUAACAGCAACAUCAGCUGGACUGAAAAGGGGCGUGCUAUUAAAGCAGUGUAUGGUGUAUCAAAACGAUGGAGCGACUACACUCUGCAUUUGCCAACAGGAAGUGAUGUUGCCAAGCACUGGAUGUUAUAUUUUCCUCGUAUUACAUACCCUCUGGUGCAUUUGGCAAACUGGCUGUGUGGCCUAAACCUUUUCUGGAUCUGCAAAGCUUGUUUUAGGUGCUUGAAAAGGUUAAAGAUGAGGUGGUUUCUUCCUGCUGUGCUGGACACAGGACAAGGCUUCAAACUUGUCAAAUCAUAAGAACCAAAGAUGGAACAUGACUAAGAGUCUUUUACUAUCAAAUAUGACUAACUUGCCACUUUUUAUAUGCUAUUUUUUUGUGUGUGGAAGAUAUCUUGCCACUUUAUAGUUGCACUGUUUUCUUAAGCAAUUGCAGUAUAUGCAAGGGGUUGGAAACUGUAUUAUUUUAAACUAAAAAGUGUGUGUUUGGUGAAUAACAUUUGUAACCAAAAUUCUCUGUAAAUGUAUAAGAUCUACUAAAUAUGACCAUGCAAUUUGAAGAAAGAUUGCAUGUUCAUAUGUAUUAGAAAAAACAAAACAAGACUGCUCUGAAAUAAUCAUCGAAGAACAAAAAUGCCUUAUUUUCUAGGAAGAAACUACAGCAUAUAAAGCAGACUUGCUUGGUUACUAUUACAAAAAAAAAAAACUGGCUAUAAAAAAACUCUUGCUCUGAAUAGUAUUAUAGACUGAGUUGAGACCAUUGGAAGGCCUCCAGGCCCAUUGUAAAUAGAAUAGAUCCUUCCUAUAAUGAAUUUUAAGGUACAAAUAUGCAAAGCAUGCAGGCCAGUGCCUUGAGUUGCCUUUGCUGUGACCAUUAAGACAGCAUAAAAUCCAAAAUUAGAUUAUCUGUAAUCCGUGUAGGUACAACAACAGGCUAAAGGCUAAAUAGCAAUUAUUUUUGCAUGCGUUAUUGGUAGCACCCAAAUCAAAAGACUGGGCAAUUUUAUAGUCUUAUCUCAGGGUCAUUUAACAUUUUCUUAAGGAUGGAAAGUAUCAAAUGCACACACCUUAUUACCUUCCAAACAAACUCAGUCUCGUCUUUCAAGGAGUUGUCUAACUUGUCAGAAUAUAUUAAGCAAAAAAAGGAUAUUCUGGCUCAUCAGUGCUCAUGUUCUUCCAUAAAAUUUGUUAUUUUUUGCUCAAUAAAAAAAAUUAACAUUGUCUAGCUUAGGCUGAUAAGUUUUCUACUGUUAUACACAUGAUACAUUAUGUAAAAGUAUUUAAUAUUAAGUUUUGUUAAAAUGUAAGAACAUAAGAAAUUUUUAACCGUAACAAUGUUUUCUAUAUUUAAACAAUAGUCUGUGAUCAGUGUAUAUAAUUUCUCAAAUUUUAGAUUUCUGUCUUUGAGAAAUGAAUAGGAUUAAAUUUGAGGGUUUAUUAGCACAUCUCUAUUUAAGUUACUGUAGCUCCUCAGAAUUAAGCCAUUUUUCCAAUUCGACAGAGAAUUGAAUUUUUACAUCUACCUCUUUCUACCUGCUGAAAAUUGAGGAUUCUAGUCAUUAAUAAGUUGUUAAAGGGUAAUGGAUAAGUGCGUCCCACCACGGUCCAUAAUACAUUGCUUCAGUCUACCAAAUUCUGAUUUAUAAAACAUAACAAUGAAUCUGCCCAACAUUUUAAGUAAUGUAUGUUAACUUAUAACCCAUGAAUUAAUUUAUUUUGCUAAUCAUUUAGUGAAUUAAAUAGUGUAGUCUGAAAAGCAAGAAUUUAAACUCUGUAGGCAUUAAAAGCCUAUAGCUCCACAAAGAGUUAAAUUAACAAAAUCUCCUUUUUUUUUUUUCAAAUUUCCUAGAAGUGGCUUCAUUAGCACAUUAAUUUUUUUUUUUAAUUUAGAGAGGGCUAUAACUAAUUAUUGUCUGUUUUGUCAGUCUAUAUAGUAAUGAAACUAGUCAUGAAAAAGAAAUUUGAGAAAAAUGUUUAGGACUGCAAAACUUUUAAAUUAUUUUUGAUACAUGUUCCCUUUUAACCAUUUCUGAUAGGACAGGCAAUGUUUUUGGAGGAAAAAUGGGUCCAAGAAGGAACUUUGGGGAAAAAAUGUGGCUUAAGCUGUGUGUAAAUGUGCAAAAAAACAAAUAAUAAAGAUUGCAUUUUGAGACUUGCUCCCACCAAAGGAAAAAUGAAAAUGACCAAGUUAAAGCCAGUUAGCUUUGAAUUUGUGAAAGCUUCUCUGAGGUUGCUAUCCUAGAUGCCAAUGAGCUCUGCACAUGACUCAUUAAAUGACAGUAGCUGAAUUGAGAAUUUAAGGAAAAAUGAAAUGGUUUUUCUACUAUUUGGCAUGUACAUGGCCUGACUAUAAAGUAAUGAAACUGCUUUUCACAUUUGUGUGGGAGGGAGUGUGUGGAAUGGCUUUCAUUAGCCACAGUCUCAUUACUUUGGUCAUACCACAUAUUUAGAAAAGAAUUAUUUGUAGUACAAGGCAUGAAAUUGAAUCAUUUUUCACAUCUACCAAAAAGAAAUAGAUAAUUUGGAUGUAUUCAUUCAAUAGAAAAUGAAUUUGGUUUCAUUUGUUUCCUCAAAGUUUGUGCCUUUCUAAAACCAUAAAAGUAUUUCUGCAGCCAGUUUUAAAAGGUGUGCAAUGUAAAUAUAUGAUAAAUAAUAGAGUGCAGGUUUGGUUCCCCCAUGUGUAGAGUCAUGAGUUAUGUUUUAAUCAUUUAUGUACAAUCAUUCUUUAAGAAAAAUGUUGGGGUAUUUUUUCCCCUUAGGUGAAAAAUCUUCCUCCUUGAUUUGCUUGGAUCAUUGUUUAAUAGCUUUUUUAGUUAUUCUUAUUACAUACAUGACACUAUGAUAAACUUCUAUUUCUAAAGCCCAUUUUUAUGACCAACAUUUUCUUAAAAUUAUAUUAGUAGCAAAAAUGAAUUUUUAUGUUGUGUGUUAGUGGGUGGAUUUCUGUUUUGAGUAAAAUGUCCUUAUUGGAAUCUAUUUAUUAAAUGGAUUUUGUUUGUAAUGAUUUUGCUCUAAAAUACAUUUGCUGUUUUGGAUACUUCCUUCUAAUAUAUCUUCUUUCAUAUUGAGAGUUUGA
Molecule: messenger RNA, 5283 nt
Organism: Trichosurus vulpecula (common brushtail)
Lineage: Eukaryota; Metazoa; Chordata; Mammalia; Diprotodontia; Phalangeridae
Gene: TMEM168
Product: transmembrane protein 168
Exons: 5
Coding region: 414-2507 (697 amino acids)
Source: RefSeq, a predicted model, not a curated record